UCCAUUGCACAAGAAAAAGAGAAGACAGAAGGAAAAAAUGCACGGUGAGGAGAGAGAGACAGAGAGUGAUAAAGAGAAGAAAAGAAAGGGAGAACUGCCAUCAAACGAGGAAGAAGAGAAAAGAGAAGAAGAUGACGGAGAGAGAAGUUGCCACCGCCACUUUCUUCACCUCCAGCACCGUCUCUGCCUUGCGCUGUUGUUGUUGUUUCUACCUUGCGCUGCCAGAUCUGCCACUACUGUAAUCCCUCUUCUCUGCUCGUCGUCGUCGUGUUUCUCAUUACUCGAGCUCAUGCCUUGUUCUGCUCUGCUCCGUCGUGUUUUUCUGCUCGCGCCGUUCUGAAACCUUUGCUCUGCUCCGCCGUGGUGCCGUGCUCUAUCCUCUCAGGCAAAUCAACAACUCUCUGCCGUUCACCUCUUUCACUCAAGCCUCUCGCCUCAGCCUCGAUCCUCAGCAUUUCUUCUUCCAUCGUCGUCAUUGAAGGCUUUUUCGAGCUCGAUCAUGUCGAAGGACAAAGACUUUACCAAUUUGUCGCUCACCUUCAAAUACCUCUUAGGCAUCUUAUGGCUCUGUGUUUUCCUCUGAAGAUUAUCAAAGAAGUGUUACUAAUGGUGAGCUUCAAAAAAAGAUGAAUGGUGAAAAAAAAGAUUACAAGCUGAAACUUCUGCUCUUCUCCGCCAUUUUGAAAUCUCUGACUUGCACUGCCGUUGCCAUUUCUACCUGCGCUGCCGGAUCCGCCGCUGCUGUAAUCCCUCUUUUCCGCCUUGCGCUGCCUGAGUCGUCUCUGGUCGUCAUCGCUGCUCGAUGGUUGUCGUCGGCUCGCCAAUGCCUCACGUCCUCGCUGCUCUGCCUGAGCUGUCUCUGCUGUAAUCCUUACUGCUCGCUGCAAUCAUGUCUUAGUGUUUUCCCUAGCUUGUGGUUAGUACAGGCAACCGCAGAAGCUUUCAGAGUUGCUGAUGCUCCUGCCAAGGUUUUCUUUCUUCUGAUGGAAAAUACUGAGGAGAUUUUUCCAUUUUGCGCACAGAUCUUCCAGUUCCAGGCUCAGUGGUUACUUGUGGUAGCAGCUGAGUGAUUUGUGGAUCACUCAUGUGGACAACCUAACGGUGCAAGAGCUCCAUCUCCUGCUAAUAAUCCACUACUAGGAUCCUUACCAAAGGCUGGAGGGUUUCCUCCUCUUGGUGAACAUGGG
Messenger RNA from Arachis ipaensis, 1187 nucleotides. The record is from RefSeq and is a predicted model, not a curated record. NCBI's taxonomy places the organism in Eukaryota, Viridiplantae, Streptophyta, Magnoliopsida, Fabales, Fabaceae.